This is a messenger RNA of Achroia grisella, 1419 nucleotides long. Its product is annotated as lipase 3-like. Bases 4 to 1419 code for a protein of 471 amino acids. The record is from RefSeq and is a predicted model, not a curated record. NCBI's taxonomy places the organism in Eukaryota, Metazoa, Arthropoda, Insecta, Lepidoptera, Pyralidae. The transcript has a single exon.
GUAAUGGCUUACGUUAUAAACUCGUUCUUGUUUGUAUUAGCUAUAUGUGCUUGCCGCGGACAGCUGCUCGAUAGGUUCUUCCCAUCAGUAGCGUCGUCCGCGCGAGAGCAGACUACAUCAAUAGCAGGCCAGCCUUUAAUUGGGGCAAUUGGAAAAACUGCCGGUGAUAUCUUCGCGGGUACUCUGAAUACUUUCAGCCGAAUCCCUGUAGCAGUAGCACGAACGAUAGGUUACAGAGGAUCACCGAGUAUUAUAAACAACAGAAAUUUAUUCGGUUCAUCCGAUCGCAUUAUCGCCGAAUAUAAAUCAGGCCUGGGAAAUGAGGACGCUGUUUUGUCUAUCGGAGAACUCAUCGUGAAGUAUGGAUAUCCGUUUGAAGAGCACGAGGUGGUUACAGAAGAUGGUUACAUAUUGAAAAUGUUCAGGAUACCAGGCAAUGGAUCAGUGGUGUUACUAAUGCAUGGAUUGUUCGGCGGUGCCGAUGAUUUUGUGAUUGCUGGCCAAAAAAGCAGCUUGGCGUAUCUUUUAGCGAAUGACGGAUACGACGUAUGGUUGGGUAACGCUAGAGGGAACAAAUACUCUCGCCGGCACAUCAGUCUUCAACCCUCCGAAGCAGUGUUCUGGGAUUUCUCUUGGCACGAAAUCGGCAGCUACGACCUGCCAGCCAUGAUCGAUUACAGUCUCCACAAGACCAACAAAAGGUCGUUAUAUUAUAUCGGACAUUCUCAGGGCACAACUACGUUCUUCGUGAUGGGCUCCCAAAGACCUGAGUAUAACAAAAAAGUUGCUCUUAUGAUAGCGCUGUCGCCCAAUGCUUACAUGACAGAAGUGAAGUCACCAUUUGUGAGAUUGUUCGCUCCAGGAACACCCCUGAUUCACGCGGUUUUGAAAAUCUUCGGCGUUUACGAGAUUCCGUCGGACAAUGUCUUAAUGAGAAUACUGAGGACUUUGGUAUGCGGUCUGGGACCUUUAUCAGAGAUCUUAUGCAACAAUGUACUAAUGCUCUCCGUCGGGGUUGGUUUUACUGAGUUAAAUGCCACGAAUUUGCCAGUGAUUUUCGGUCAUGAGCCUUGCGGUGCUGCUGUGAAACAAGUGGCCCAUUAUGGCCAAGAGUUCGUAUCUGGAGAGUUCCAGCAAUACGACUACGGUUCAGAGAUGAAUUUGCAGAAAUACGGCAGUGAGGUGCCCCCAAAUUAUCCGCUGGAGAGGUUAACGGCUCCAGUUUCGUUGUUUUACAGCGACAGCGACUGGAUGGCCGAUCCAAUCGAUGUAGACAAGUUGUACAACAGAUUGCCCAACUGUAUAGAUAUACAUAAAGUACCAAGUAAACAGUUCAAUCAUUUAGACUUUAUUUGGGCGAAAAAUUUUAAAAGUCUAAUAUAUAAUAGGGUAGUGAAAUUGUUAAGAGCAUUUUCCUAA